GAGAUAUCCUUUUCCUUGGAUGGAUUUGGUUUCAACUCUACGGCGGAGCUGUGGAAUAGGUAGUGGCCGAGCAGAGCAGAUGUCGGUGAUAGCCUUUUUUCCACAAACAUCGACCGCUUCUCUCUGGCAUUCUAACUAAUAGAGCCUGAGCCUGAGCCUGAGCCGCCCUCUCUCUCUCGCUCGCGAUCUCUCCCUCGCUCGCGAUCUCUCUCGAUCACUGUGUGUUCUACAAUGUCUUUUUUCUAAUCUCAAUAUAUGAGUAUUUCUUCUUCUUCUUCUUCUUCUUCUUAUGUAGCUUCCCUCGGUUAUUACCGGCUUUUUGGCCUUUUUCAUUUCUCUGCCUCCUUUUGUUCCCCCUCUUUUUCAGUUUCCGAUUCGGAUCUGCUCCUUUUCCCCUACAGAAAGGUUUCAGGUUGCAAUGAGUUUGCUGGUUCUUGCUUGAAGUUUCAUUUGUUUCCUUGAUAUGGAAAAUUGUAGUGAUUUCCUGCCAUGGGUUGGACCAGACGCGUCGUUGCAGAUUCUCAUGAAUUUAGAGGACCCAGGCGAUCUUGUCCGUGCUAGUGCUGUCUCCCGUGCUUGGCGUGAAUUCGUGAUUGCAAAUGGUUUCUGCAAGAACCUGUGCUUAAGAAUGUAUUCAGAAAUAUCCAGGGUUGCACGUGUUGUUGAAGUAAACAACAUGGCAGAGCCUUUAGAAGCUGGAUCAGACAGCUCUUUGGAAUGGGAAAGUCUAAGGAGGGAUCAUCGAGUUUAUGCUCAUUUAGCUCAAAGCUUCAAAUCUUCUAGGACACAAGAUUGCAUUUUGGAAGCCAUUAGUGCAUCGAGUACUGAUAAUUAUCCUGAAGAGAGCAUUGACAACACCUUGGAACCAAGUGACCGUGUUGAGAGGAGGCCUUCAUACUGGUCCAGCAAAGGAGAAAACAAUCCUGCAGUGCCUGAGACAUUAACUUAUAAAUUGGUCUCCAGGUUGUGUGUUAUAACUGAAAUCAGCAUACAGCCAUUCAAAGCAUUUUUUCAGUUUGGUUAUCCUAUAUAUUCGGCCAAGGCUGUGCGAUUUCGAAUAGGCUAUCUCAAGGCACCACUAGAGGCAGGGAGUGAUCGCAUGGAUGAGUCUUCAGCAGGUCACAGAUACAUUGAAGACACCUUCAUUUCAGCAUAUGUUUCACCAGAAUUCCCAAUGUCUCAGGAUAAUAGUUUGCAGAAGUUCAAGCUACCAGAGCCUGUUCUUUGCAUUGGUGGAAUUCUGCAAGUUGAGCUAUUGGGUAGAGUCCAGAGACAACAAAUGGAUGGUUUAUUCUACAUAUGUGUAUCCCAUGUUAAAGUUGUUGGUCGCCCACUCUUACCAACAUUCGAUGUUGAAAUCCUUGAUCGCCCUGGAAAGGCUGGAAAGUGCGUACUCAAGUACAACCCCCAGGCUGAGCGUUGCAUGUCUCCAGCGAGAUCAGCUGAGAAUCAAGCGAUUGUGUCCUCUCGUUUGCGUGUUUUUAGGUUAAUGCAGAGAGGUGCGAGGGGUUGGGAGCAAAUGAUUAUCAAUACAUUGCUGGGGAAUGCUGCGAUUGGUGGUGAUUAUGAAUCAGAUGAAGAGCUGGUUGUGUAGACCUCUUCUCAUUGUAAUUAUAUGAAGUGGUGUUCAUUCCUUGUGUUGGUUUGUCAAGAAACUAUUUUCCGCUACUUCUGUUACUUUUGUAGGAUAUGUAUCACAUAAAUGGUCAUGUUGAUCAUCACCCUUUGUUUUGUAAUAUUUGCGGUUCUGUUAGCAAAUGUGAAGAGAAUAUUUUCUUUCAAA
This is a messenger RNA of Macadamia integrifolia, 1783 nucleotides long. RefSeq names its product F-box protein At4g00755-like. Gene Ontology annotation, molecular function: protein binding. NCBI's taxonomy places the organism in Eukaryota, Viridiplantae, Streptophyta, Magnoliopsida, Proteales, Proteaceae. The record is from RefSeq and is a predicted model, not a curated record. The transcript has 6 exons. Bases 464 to 1594 code for a protein of 376 amino acids.